This is a messenger RNA of Delphinapterus leucas (beluga whale), 6796 nucleotides long. RefSeq names its product lysophosphatidylcholine acyltransferase 1 (gene LPCAT1). Gene Ontology annotation, cellular component: endoplasmic reticulum. Lineage: Eukaryota; Metazoa; Chordata; Mammalia; Artiodactyla; Monodontidae. The record is from RefSeq and is a predicted model, not a curated record. Gene Ontology annotation, molecular function: calcium ion binding; 1-acylglycerophosphocholine O-acyltransferase activity; lysophosphatidic acid acyltransferase activity.
GUACGUGUGAGUGUGUGCAUAAGUGUGUGUGCGCAUAUGUGUGUGUUUAUAUGUGCACUGGCAUGUACCCCAGCUGCACAUGCCGCCCACAUUGAAUUCCCACCCCCUGCAGCCCACGGGGUCUCCACACAGCAGUGUUUCUCGGGAACUCGGUGCACAGCCCUGGGCUCCAUGGAAACAAGAACAAACACCCGGCCCCGAGCUCCUCAAAGGAAACACAGUGACAGAAGGUCCUGAGUCUGGGGCACGGGGAGUUAGGAGGAAACAAGUUUAAAGUAACAGGACUCAGAGUAGAGGACGUCACGCCAUCAGCUGUGGCGGUGGGCUGGUUCACGCCAGGCACAGCUGUGCGGUUUUGAGCAGAUUUUUGUUUUGAUCAGGGAGGAUUUUUGCUGAAUAUAAGUUAACGUCAGUCAGACCUUCCUAAAAUAAAAUCUUGGGUUUUCAACGAAAGGAGGAACGACACAAUUGCGCAUAAGACUCUGUGUUCCAAAACACAGAGUGUUGUAAAAACUAUAGUAUUUAUCUUCUUACAGAACCCAACCAGGCAGGGCAGGAGACACUGCCGACCAGUCCUGCAGGCCCUGGCCCUUGGCCGACUCAGGGUUCAGGAGGGUCAGCUCAGCCGUCACAACCGGGUACCACGGCGGGGCUCAGACAGCAGGAUUCGUUUCUCACGGUUUUAGAGGCUGAAGUGGGAGGUCAGGGUCAGCAGCCACGGCUCGUGGCGGGACCUCCGUCCACCUGCAGACGCCGCGUCCUCGCAGGCGAGACCUCUUCCUCUCCUGUAAGGACACCGGUCCCCUGGAUCAGAGUCCCACCCCGGGACCUCACUGGGGAAGCUCCAGAUACAGUCAUGUUGGGGGUCAGGGCUUCAGCAUAGGAAUGUGGGGUGACAUGAGUCGGUCCAUCGCAGACGAUGCCCUUUCCUGAGUGCCCCGUGUGGGGACGUCCAUCCCUGGGUCAUCUCCGUGACGACUCUGAGUCGCCACGUGUAUGCUGGUGGCGUUUCUCACUUUCGUUGGAGUAACGCGAGUUGGUGGUUACAGCAAAGUGGUGGGGAAGGGUGGGUGGCCGAGGGCAGGCCUGCAGUCCCUCCUCCCAGCGCCACGCAGACGCCCUCCGCACGUGUGUGUGGCUUUUCUCCCGUUGCCUCUGUCACCCUGGGGAAGGAGCCAUGAGCUCUGGGCCUGUCGGGGUCGGACCCCAACCCCGAGGGGCACCGGGUGGCCUGCACCUCUGCACACGCGGGGCCCCGCGGUGGGUGAUGGUGGUGGGCAGCAUCACCAUGUGCUUCUCUCUCACACGGUUUUUCAAAGUCACCUGCACAUCUGCCUGCUUUGUGAAGUAGAGUCUGAACUUUACUUCUUGUAUUGUGUUUUCCAUUUCACAGAAUUUCCGAUUUUAUUUUUUCUGUUAACCAAGGGAAUAAUGAGCCCUGAGUGUAGCCUCAAAGUUCUCCACCCCCAGAGUCCUGCGGCCGCUGCCUGGGAUUCAUUCUCCUCCCAGAGAGUCCGGGACCCUGACCGCUGCGUGGCGUGUGUUUCUCUUCUGCUGCGCUCUCAGGCAUGAUCUGCAUUUCCUGGGCCUGUUUUCUUUGUCUUUGUUCCAAGAUUUUCUGGAGUAUUGGGUUCUCAGAAGGAAGAUGUGCAGGAGGAACUCAUUCACAUCUUGUGUCUGGAAAUGUCUUUAUUCUCUCCUCUGUGUUGGUGGGUAGUUUGACUGGGUAUAGAAUUGCAGGUUUCACGUCGUGUGUCCACAGAGCUUUGGAGAUGCGCUGCUGACACCUGCAGCUUUGAUGCUAGAAACCCGUUUGUUCCUCUCUGAGAGGUUUUAAAGUCUUUGUCGUUGGAAAUUUGAAAACUUCUCAAAGGAAAUAAUAUGAGUCUUUUUCAUAAAAUUCAUUCUGCUCAGCACCUUGAGAUGGUGGUGAAGAUCUGGGUCUUUCUUCAACUCUGAGAAACUAUUUUCUUUAUAUCUUAUAGUUCUGUCCUUUUCUUUUUCCUGCAUGUUCUGGGAGGUCCCCUUCUCCACGUUUUUGAGCCUUCCUAGGGAACCGGUAUUUCUGCAUGAGACUUUUGAUUUCCAAGAGUAUUUUCUUUUUCUUGUCCUCUGGACCUUUUCAGAGCAUCCCUCUCUUCUGGCACUGUAAUGUCCUGAUGCGUGUGGAUUUUUACACGUCUCUUCCGAUGUCUGCCCUCAGGUCUCCUCAGGGUCAUACUCCUCUUAUCCAUCAUGUAGGUGGUUCUGCGCACACGUCCAAGUCUGAGGUGUCCACCUGUGUGAUGAAUGACAGAUGGAGUCGGGGUGCAGGUCCCUGCCCUUGAGCACGUAGAUCUGUCUCCCGAUUCCCUUCCCCUGGAGAAGCUCUGGCAUCUCCGGUGUCACUGGUGCCCUUGCCUUGGGACCGUGGUACUGGCCCUGCACUGGGCAGUGGCCAGGGCUCUGCUCUGAGGCCGGUACCCACACCCAUAGGCAUCUCUUCCCCACAGGCAGCUUGGGGACAGAAUUCCUCCAAGACCUUAGAGAAUUAUCAGAUUUGGUUUUUCCUGUCCCAGUACAUCACUGUCACUGUUUGACCUUUGGACCCGAGAGGUGGUGGGUGUGUCUCCGAUGGAGGGGCUGAGAUCUGACCCCCCUUUUCACCAGCUCUCCUCCUGGACCUGCCUUCCUGGGACUGGCUGCGCUCCCACUGCAGCCUCCCCCGCAGUCUUGUUUCUUUCUCCUUGUGCAUCAACUGACAUCCAUUGGCUUUUAUUUUUGUAAAUGACUUUAUUGUGAAAAAUAACAUGCAUGCAGAGAAGUGUAUUUAAAAAUGUGCAGUAGAACAAGCGACUGGAAGUGUGUGCUUUGUAGUCAUCUAGCUCUAGACGCAGCGCCCAGCGUGGCCCCCGCAUUGCGUGGGUGACUGACUGUGCAGGACCUGCCCGUGGUCGGAGGAGGUCGUUUCCAGGUGGCUCCUUGCAGACGCGGUGCAGCUUCAGAUCUGUCAGGGCUUAUCUUGGGAAUUCUCUUGAGAGGGUUGUUAAGCCCCUUGGGAAAUCAAUCCAAUAAGGGUUUAGGCCCCUGUGCUUCCAUGCAGUGACUUUUACCCAAUUUGAUCACCCACGCAGCACAGCGGCACAGCGAGACACGGGUCCUCCUGAAGAUGGCCCUUCUCCCAAGGACUCGGGUGCGUGGCCUGCAGUCACUUGCCCGCCAGGCCGUCGCCCACCGUGGUUUCAGUGGCGUGAACAGUGAUCUGGUUUGUAGUGUCAGAGAUUCCUAUGAAAGGGAAUGUGCAGAUUUACAUGCUUACGUUCUCAUAUGUUUAAAAAAGAAUAAAUAAGAAGCAAAUUCAGUUAAUCUAGCCUGAUUUUUACUCGGUUUUCCAAAUUUAUUGUCCAUCUAAUUUCAUCCAGAAAAGGCUGGUUUCCGGAAGGUAACAGCUGCAUCCCGGAGCCUGAGGCCACCUGUGGGAGGCGAGGGUGAGGUUUACCCAGCACAUCUCUGCUCCUGACCUCAGCUCUGCUGCCUCUCCACAUUUCAGCGUGCAUUUUAGGGUCGUGGACGUCCUGCUCAAGGCCAUCAUGCGCACCAUGUGGUUUGCCGGCGGCUUCCACCGCGUGGCCGUGAAGGGGCGGCAGGCGCUGCCCGCCGAGGCCGCCAUCCUCACCCUGGCACCGCACUCCUCCUACUUCGAUGCCAUCCCCGUCACCAUGACGAUGUCCUCCAUCGUGAUGAAGGCGGAGAGCAGGGACAUCCCGAUAUGGGGAACUCUGAUAAAGUACAUCCGGCCGGUGUUCGUGUCCCGGAUGGACCAGGAUUCUCGCAGGAAGACGGUGGAAGUGAUCAAGAGGAGGGCGCAGUCCAGCGGGAAGUGGCCGCAGAUAAUGAUUUUCCCAGAAGGCACUUGUACCAACAGGACCUGCCUAAUUACCUUCAAGCCUGGUGCGUUUAUCCCAGGAGUUCCCGUCCAGCCAGUGGUUUUGCGGUACCCAAACAAACUGGACACCAUCACCUGGACGUGGCAAGGCCCUGGAGCGUUGAAAAUCCUGUGGCUCACGUUGUGUCAGUUUCACAAUCAAGUGGAAAUUGAGUUCCUUCCCGUGUACACGCCGUCGGAGGAGGAGAAGCAGGACCCCACUCUGUACGCCAGCAACGUGCGGCACGUGAUGGCAGAGGCCCUGGGCGUCUCCGUAACUGACUACACGUUUGAGGACUGCCAGCUGGCCCUGGCGGAAGGCCAGCUUCGUCUCCCCGCGGACACGUGCCUUCUCGAGUUUGCCAGGCUGGUGAGGGGCCUGGGGCUAAAACCAGAAAAACUCGAACGCGAUCUGGACAGACAUGCAGAUAGCGCCAGGAUGAAGCAGGGCGGGAGCUUGACUCUGCCCAAGUUCGCGGCGCAGCUGGAGGUCCCCGAGUCCCAGGCGCUGGAGGACCUGUUUGCCCUCUUUGAUGAGAGAGGUGGCGGGGAGAUGGACAUGCGGGAGUACGUGGUCGCCUUGUCCGUCGUCUGCCGGCCGUCGCAGACCCUGGACACCAUCCGGCUGGCGUUCAAGAUGUACGGGUCGCAGGAGGACGGCAGCAUAGACGAGCACUCCCUGUCCAGCAUCCUGAAGACCGCCUUGGGCGUGGCUGAACUGACCGUGACCGACCUCUUCCGGGCGAUCGACCAAGAGGAGAAGGGCAGGAUCACGUUCGCCGACUUCGAGAGGUUUGCCGAAGCGUACCCUGACUUCGCUGAGGAAUACCUGUACCCCGAGCAGACGCACUCCCAGAGCUGCGCACAGACGCCCCCGGCUCCCACCCCCAACGGCUUUUGCGCCGACUUCAGCCCCGAAAACUCGGCUGCUGGGACGGAGCCUUUUCGUAAGAAGCUGGACUAGGACGUAAGGUUCUGGAGAGACGAGGCCUCUCCACAGCCGCCGCCCCGUUUGCUGUGACAGCAUCCGGGCUCCAUGCUCCCACACGCGCUGUCCCUUUCCUGCCCUCGGGCCCGAGUCCUAGAGCAGCGCGGGCCCGAGGCCGUGGCUGUGCGUGCCCUGACGGGCGGGCGCGGUGAGCUCAUGGGGGCGGCUCCUGGGGCUCCCUUCCAGGCGGCACUCGGGGGCCGGCCCGGCCGUUGCUCUCUUUUCACCUCGAGCCUCCCGUUUUGUUUCCAUCCUCUCCCACCGUCCCUGCUGGUCCGUUCCAGGCUGCGCAGGCCGGCGGCUGCCACACGCACCUGAAAGUGGGACGUGUCACCCGCGUUUCGAUUCCGGCACAAAGUCUCUGCCGACCUCGGUGGAAUCGGUGGGCAGACCCACCAUCUGAUUUUUCAACGUUUCUAUAUUUGCAGGAGCUCAUGAGUAUUUUAUAAACUUCAUUUAGAUACUUCAGGAAACACUCAGCAUUUUUUUACGAAAAGAGAAUUGCUUUUCUACUUCAUCUUCCUUGGAGGGUCAGGGGAUGUUUACUUAUAGGCCCUUUUCCUGACAGACCCUGAGGCUGUCUGGGGCUUUGAGCUAACUCUCCCUCCGGCCUCUCUCGACCAGAGAACUCCUCUCCGCUGAGGCACCCGGCCCGGAACCACUUUUUUGUCUCCUUGGUCCUUUACAAACCCCCCCUUUUUAUACCAGCUUGGGGUUUCUGUUUCCGUGCGACAUGAUCUACUUCACCAAAGUGUCAGCUCCGAUCAGAGCAUUGAAUGUCGGGGAGAUGAGGUGGACCGGGGUGUAAAUGGCGGGGGCGGGGUUUCCUGUCUCCCGGGCCGGGUGCCCCAGGGGAUGGUGACACUCUGGAAGGCCCCGCCUGCGCUGACUCUCCCCCCAUUCGCACCAGGGUUCUCGGGGCAUCUGGAGACGGAUGAGCCUCGGGGAAGGAGGGGGUGGGAAGCAGCGGCAACGGGCAGUUGGGGUGCCCAGGAGGCCCAGGGGGCUCCAGUCCCUCUCUGUGUCCGGGGGCGUCAGCGGGGAGCAGCGCCACCGGGCUCGGGGAGGGGCUCCAGGUGCUGUCUUCACUCGUGAAACCACCUUGAUUCAUCUCCUUGUGACAUAACUAGAAACCUGUCCUCAAAGCACAAUGGCAACCACACACUGAGUCUGUUCCCUGAAGCAAAGCCUCUGGGUCUGUUUGGGAAAUUUUUUUUGGUUUCUAAUUUCUCUUGGGGGCAUCUCCAUAGGAAGUGACCACCAGAGCCAGAAGUACAGGGGAAAUGUUUACUAACUUCCUGAGGCUUGGAGAUGUGCGUGUCUACGGUUAGUCGUCAGAAAAAGGAAACACCCUUAACUUCCGUUCAUUCCGAAGCCCCUCCUGCCCCGCGCAGGGUGCGGGGUGACUGACAUCAUUCCAGGGCGCCGCCCGUCAGGCACAGAGCUUCCCGCACGGCCUUGGUAGCGAACAGGACUGAUUUCAUGAUCGUGGGAUGCGUGCAGUUUCAUUUUUAAAGAGAAGAACCCACACCUGGCAAUGAAGGAGGUGAACAAGCCGAGAUGUUCUGAGGAAGGGCCUGGGCCCUGCGUCUGUGGAUGAAGGGUUUUUGAAUGAAAUGCUGCUGUGCGUUUUCAGGAAAAAAAUCUCUGAUAAACAGACAUCGAAUGGAUGUUUGUUCCUCCCGAUAACUCUUCUCUUUCGUAGCGACUUAGGGUCGCGGGCAUCCAGAACUGUGAACGUACAGAGCUCGGGACUGAAUCCCCUUGUGUGGGACCAGGAGCCGCAGCGGCGCCCGCCGCCUGCAGAGGCCCUGCCGGGCGCGAGGGGGUGGGACGGGUGCCUCCCAACAAACUCGGGGUUUUCAAUGGAACGAAUAAAACGCAAAGUCUUAUGUACUUGAGGA